Messenger RNA from Dioscorea cayenensis subsp. rotundata (Guinea yam), 3009 nucleotides. Its product is annotated as receptor-like protein EIX2. Gene Ontology annotation, molecular function: protein binding. Bases 1 to 3009 code for a protein of 1002 amino acids. NCBI's taxonomy places the organism in Eukaryota, Viridiplantae, Streptophyta, Magnoliopsida, Dioscoreales, Dioscoreaceae. The record is from RefSeq and is a predicted model, not a curated record. The transcript has 4 exons.
AUGCAUUCUGCUCUAUCCCAUUCAUACACUUCUCCACAGACAUUUGUGAGAGCUUCUCUCUUUGAUCUCAUGGCUUAUCUCACAUUGUUAGUUUCGUUUGUUAUCCUUGUUGUCUCAGCAUUCCCUCCUUGUUAUGUCCAUGGAUUAAGCUGCAUGGAAACUGAAAGGAUAGCCCUUCUCAGCAUCAAAGCAGGCAUUAAUCAUAGCGACGACCAAAGCUUGUUCUCUUCUUGGACUGGCCAUGACUGUUGCAAAUGGCAAGGCGUGAGCUGCAAUCAUGAAUCCCGGCAUGUCAUCAAGCUGAUCUCCAGACAGCACCCAUCUAAUGAUAUCUCUGAUUAUUAUGACUUGCCACCAAGUAAGUUGAACUCUUCUCUCAUUCAGCUUCAUCAUUUAAAGCACUUGGAUUUGAGCAUGAACAACUUCGAUGACUCCCCCAUCCCAGACUUCAUUGGCUCUUUUUCCAACCUUGAAUACCUUAAUCUCUCCAAUGCCGGAUUCAGUGGUGCCAUUCCUCAUACCUUUGGAAACCUAUCAUUCUUGCGUUAUCUUGAUCUUAGCUCAAAUUAUAAUCUACAACCCAAUGACCUCCACUGGCUCUCUGGAAUGACUUCUUUGCAUCAUCUUGAUUUGAGUGGAGGAACCUUUCCAACGUGCAUGGUUGGCUUCAUGAGCAUUAACAAGUCCUUUGGAAAUCUCGGUAGCUUGGAGAAACUUGAUUUGUCAUGGAAUAAAUUCAUUGGAGGCAUUCCAGAAUCUCUUAGCAAUCUUACAAAUUUAGAGUACUUUGAUUUGUCUCAUAAUAAGAUUGGAAAGUUGCCAAAGAGCAUUGGGAGGAUGCAGAAGUUGGUGUACUUUGAUUUGGCUUAUAAUAACAUUGGAAAGCUGCCAAACAGCAUAGGGAGGCUGCAGAAUUUGGAGAUUUUUGAUGUAUCCAGAAACCAGGUUCAGGGAUUGAUGCCUGCAAGCAUUAGGGAUCUAAGAAACAUGCAAUACUUGGAUUUGUCACAGAAUAUGAUCAGUGGACCAAUUCCUGAAUCCUUUGGCAAUCUCACACUUUUGCAGUAUCUAUAUUUGUCUGAAAAUGCAAUAAGUGGAAUGUUACCAGAGAGUUUUGGAAAUCUUAGCCAAUUGUUGUGGUUGACAAUGCAGGCCAAUGGCAUCAAUGGAACAUUGCCAAAAGGCAUGGGGAAAUUAUGCAAGUUACAGACCUUGGAUUUAACUGGCAAUAUGAUCAGUGGAGGCACAGAUGAUUUUGUUGAUGGACUGUCUAAAUGCAGGGAGAACAAGUAUGGUUCUGCUUCAGAAAAGAACAUAGGCAAAUUAUCUAAACUGUUUGAACUGAAUCUCUCUUCAAAUUCUUUGAUGGGUGUCUUAACUGAAUCUCAUUUUGCUAAUCUUGUAAACUUGAAAUAUUUGGACUUAUCCUACAACUCUUUGCAAUUGAAUGUAAGUGAGAAUUGGAAGCCUCCUUUUGAAUGCUUGCACAUCAGAAUGUGUUCUAUCAAGGUAGGUUCAGUGUUUCCCACUUGGCUAAAAACUCAGACAUAUUUGAGUGACCUUUGCUUAUCAGAUGCUGGAAUUUCAGGCAACAUCCCUGCAUGGUUUGGAUAUCUAAGUCCCUCUUAUAGCUAUUUUCUCAAUCUAUCAAAUAACAAUUUGGAGGGGAGGCUACCAACUUCUUUGAAAAAUUACACUUUCUACAGCAUAGAUUUGAGUUCAAACAGAUUUGAAGGCCCAUUACCUGAGCUUGAUCCCUCCCCUUUGCUUGUUAUCUAUCUCAACAACAACUCAUUCUCUGGGUCUAUUCCUUCAUACUUUACUAAUGCUACUUAUAUUCAAGUUCUCUCUGUAUCUGACAAUCAUAUCAGUGGCAAUAUUCCGUCGUUCUUCUGUAACCUUACUAGCUUGGAAUUGCUUGAUAUAUCUAAUAAUGAUAUGUCUGGAAGACUUCCCAAUUGCUGGAAUCCAACAUCAGCAUUGGAAAUUAUUAAUUUAUCUGACAAUAAUUUCAUUGGUAAAAUUCCUGCUGGCCCUGUGUCCUUGACCAAUCUCCGAUCCUUACAUUUGAGAAACAAUAGCUGGCCAAAAAGUUGGUCACUCUUGACAUUGGUGACAACAAACUCUCAGGGCAUCAUUCCAGAGCAAUUAUCAAAACUCUCCUCUCUUCAGAUCCUUGACCUUGCACACAACAACCUAUCAGGUUGCAUUCCUCAUUCUUUUGGAGAUUUCAAAGCCAUGGUAGUCACAAACCACACUCAAUGGUGGUCUUUGUUCUCUAUUUUGAGUGUUGCCGAGCCUUUAUUUCCCCCUGGCAGCGAUGGUGGUCAUAAUAGCUUUGCGUACUCAGAAUCUCUCUUAAUAAGUGCAAAGGGUCUUCAAAUGGAAUACUCUAAGGUUCUAUCAUUAGUCACAAGCAUAGACCUAUCAAACAAUAAGCUUUCCUGUGAGUUGCCUGAAGAAUUGACCAAACUGCAUGGACUGCAUUUCUUGAAUCUUGCUUACAACCAUUUCGAUGGAAAGAUAUCAGAAAACAUCAGUGAAAUGAAACAGCUGGAAUCCCUUGAUCUAUCAUGGAACAAUUUAAUUGGUACCAUCCCUUCAAGCAUAUCUACUUUGAACUUCUUGGCCCAUUUGAACCUUUCCCACAACAAUUUGUCAGGAAAAAUUCCAUCAGGCAGCCAACUUCAGACUUUCGAUUCAUCAGCCUAUAACUGGAAUCAUAAUCUUUGUGGAUCACCUCUUCAGGAUUGUGCUAAUGAGACACAUUAUUCCCAAGGUGCAAACGAGGAAGAAGGAAAAGGAGAAUGGUUAGAGAUGUUAUGGCUUUACGUAGGCCUUGCAAUGGGAUUCAUUACUGGCUUUUGGGUAAUCAUUGGCACCAUUAUUAUCAAGCAAACCAUAAGGAUUGCUUAUUUCAGAUCCAUUGACAAAGCAUAUGAUUUUCUAUAUGUGAAGAUGGUUAUGUACUCCCGGAGAUUCAAAUCAACUUUCUCAAAGAGGAACUAA